AGGCGGCGGCGCUGCUGAGCGAGGGGGGCGGCCCCGCCCGGAGAUGGGGAUUCUCAGCAUCACGGACCAGCCUCCUUUGGUCCAAGCCAUCUUUAACCGUGAUAUAGAAGAGGUGAGGUCACUGCUGAGUCAGAAGGAGAAUAUCAAUGUAUUGGACCAAGAGAGACGAACCCCUUUGCAUGCAGCUGCAUUCUUGGGAGAAUCUCCAAUUGUUGAACUCCUAAUACUAUCAGGUGCUAACGUUAAUGCAAAGGAUACACUUUGGCUAACCCCGUUACACCGUGCUGCAGCUUCUCGCAAUGAGAAGGCACUUAACCUCCUCCUAAAGCACUCGGCAGAUGUCAAUGCUCGUGACAAGUAUUGGCAAACACCACUGCAUGUUGCUGCUGCCAACAGAGCCACCAAGUGUGCUGAGGCCAUCAUUCCCCUACUCAGUAGCGUCAAUGUGGCAGACCGCACUGGCCGCACGGCACUGCACCAUGCUGUACACAGCGGGCACAUCGAGAUGGUAAACCUGCUUUUAAAUAAAGGGGCCAAUCUGAGCACAUGCGAUAAGAAGGAGAGACAGCCAAUACAUUGGGCAGCCUUCCUUGGGCAUUUGGAAGUAUUAAAGCUGCUGGUGGCCCGAGGAGCGGAUGUUACAUGCAAGGACAAGAAGGGUUACACACUGCUGCAUACAGCGGCAGCCAGUGGCCAGAUUGAAGUUGUGAAACACCUGCUAAGGCUUGGAGUUGAGAUUGAUGAACCAAAUUCUUUUGGCAACACUGCACUUCACAUUGCCUGUUACAUGGGCCAGGAUGCUGUGGCCAAUGAACUGGUCAAUUAUGGCGCCAACGUCAACCAGCCCAAUGAGAAGGGCUUCACCCCCUUGCACUUUGCUGCUGUCUCUACCAACGGGGCCCUGUGCCUGGAACUUCUCGUCAACAACGGAGCCGAUGUGAACUUUCAGAGUAAAGAAGGGAAAAGUCCUUUGCACAUGGCUGCCAUUCAUGGACGGUUUACACGCUCUCAGAUUCUCAUACAAAAUGGCAGUGAGAUUGACUGCGCUGACAAAUAUGGCAAUACCCCCCUCCAUGUUGCUGCUAGAUACGGCCAUGAGCUGCUAAUUAGUACUUUGAUGACGAAUGGUGCUGAUACUGCAAGGCGUGGGAUCCAUGACAUGUUCCCCUUGCACUUAGCUGUUCUCUUUGGAUUCUCAGACUGUUGUCGUAAGCUACUUUCCUCAGGUCAGUUGUACAGCAUUGUCUCCUCGCUUAGCAAUGAGCAUGUGCUGUCCGCGGGCUUUGAUAUCAAUACGCCAGAUAACCUCGGGAGGACCUGCCUCCAUGCUGCUGCUUCCGGAGGGAAUGUUGAAUGUCUUAACUUGCUGUUGAGCAGUGGAGCUGACUUGAGGAGGAGAGAUAAGUUUGGAAGGACUCCUUUGCACUACGCAGCCGCUAAUGGCAGCUAUCAGUGUACAGUGACACUAGUCACAGCCGGAGCCAGUAUUAACGAAGCUGACUGUAAAGGCUGCACAUCCUUACAUUACGCUGCUGCUUCGGACACAUACAGGAGAGCUGAAACUCAUUCAGGAAACAGCCAUGACACUGACGAGGAGCCACUGAAGGAGUCGCGACUGAAGGAGGCAAUCUUUUGUUUAGAGUUCUUACUGGAUAAUGGUGCUGACCCAUCUCUUCGGGACAAGCAGGGCUACACCGCUGUCCAUUAUGCAGCUGCCUAUGGCAACAGACAGAACCUUGAAUUGCUCCUGGAAAUGUCUUUUAACUGCCUGGACGAUGUGGAAAGCACCAUUCCAGUCAGCCCUUUGCACUUAGCUGCCUAUAAUGGUCACUGUGAAGCCCUGAAGACACUUGCCGAAACCCUGGUGAACCUGGAUGUGCGGGACCACAAAGGGCGGACAGCUUUGUAUCUUGCCACGGAGAGGGGCUCUACGGAGUGUGUGGAGGUGCUCACCAGCCAUGGUGCUUCUGCUCUUGUGAAGGAGAAAAAAAAGAAGUGGACACCCCUACAUGCUGCAGCUGCCUAUGGGAACACAGAUUCCCUCCAUCUUCUCAUUGACAGUGGGGAGAGAGUCGACAUCACAGAUGUGAUAGACAUCCACGGGCAAACCCCAUUGAUGUUGGCGAUCAUGAACGGCCAUGUAGAUUGUGUCCACCUCUUAUUAGAGAAGGGAUCCACUGUGGAUGCAGCUGACAGGAGAGGCAGGACUGCACUGCACCGGGGGGCUGUUACUGGCUGUGAAGAUUGCCUUGCAGCACUGCUGGACCAUGAUGCCUUUGUGUUGUGUCGGGAUUUCAAGGGCCGGACCCCGAUUCACUUUGCCUCGGUGUGUGGGCAUUCUGAAAUCCUGAGGACCUUGCUGCAGGCAGCGCUCUCUACUGACCCUCUGGACUCUGUGGUGGACUAUAGUGGCUACUCACCAAUGCACUGGGCUUCUUACAGUGGGCAUGAAGAUUGUCUUGAAUUGUUACUUGAACACAAUCCAUUUGCAUACCUAGAAGGAAAUCCCUUUACUCCAUUGCACUGUGCAGUAAUUAACAACCAGGAUGGCACUGCUGAAAUGCUAGUAGAAGCAUUGGGUGCCAAGAUUGUUAAUAGCAGAGAUGCCAAAGGAAGGACCCCCCUUCACGCUGCUGCCUUUGCAGACAACAUCCAUGGUUUACAGCUGCUUUUGCGCCACCAGGCUGAGGUAGACACGACCGACCAAUUGGGAAGGACCCCUCUCAUGAUGGCUGCUGAAAAUGGCCAGACAGCAGCCCUUGAGUUUCUGCUGUACAGAGCAAAAGCAGAUCUAACUGUGCUGGAUGUCAACAAGAACACAGCUCUUCACCUGGCCUGCAGCAAGGGUCAUGAAAAGUGUGCCUUGUUGAUUCUGGGGGAAACCCAAGACCUUGGCCUUAUCAAUGCAACUAACAGUGCUCUGCAGAUGCCGCUCCAUAUUGCAGCUCGGAAGGGACUGGCCUCUGUUGUUCAGGCUCUGCUGAGCAGAGGUGCCACGGUGCUUGCUGUGGACGAAGAAGGCCAUACCCCAGCCUUGGCUUGCGCCCCCAACAAGGACGUUGCCGACUGCCUGGCACUUAUCCUUUCCACCAUGAAGCCUUUUCCACCUAAAGACGCCAUCAGCCCUUUCAGCUUCAACCUCCUCAAGAACUGCGGCAUUGCUGCCAAGACGGCAGCCUGCAGUGCUCUGCCCAACGGAAACAGCUGCCCUUACACCAAGGAUAGGCACAAUGCCAUCGGCUUAGAUGGCUGUUACUCGGAGUAGCUUAAAAACCAGGAUGGGUGAUCUAAUAUCUUCUAUUUAUUUAGAAAUUCUAUAAAUAUAGGACACUUUAAAUGAGAACAAGACUGGAGGGGCCUUCUAAAACGGCCUGGGCACCAAAACAAAACGGGAAAGAAGAGAAGGCUCUCAGCUUCUGCUUCCUAUCUAGAUUCUUGCUUGACCACUAGCAUCACAGGCUGUUAAAUAAAAUUAACAGGCAAU
Eublepharis macularius is the source of this 3484-nucleotide messenger RNA. RefSeq names its product ankyrin repeat domain 52 (gene ANKRD52). Gene Ontology annotation, molecular function: protein binding. Lineage: Eukaryota; Metazoa; Chordata; Lepidosauria; Squamata; Eublepharidae. The record is from RefSeq and is a predicted model, not a curated record. Bases 44 to 3265 code for a protein of 1073 amino acids. The transcript is spliced from 28 exons.